AUGUCAUCCGGAUCAAAAGAGUGCCAAACCAUCAAUCUACCUGGGACGACAGACCAACCCAGAACAGAGCCAGAUUAUCUCCUCGAUGCCCGCAGCACAGCAGUUUUACCCCAACUCCAGGAUAAUGACCUGUUGAAGAUUGUAAGACCAUCUUGCAUCCUCAGAGCCAAACUUACCAAAAUUCAGGUAGUCGAUCACGAAGAGGACACCAUCGAGUUCGAGGAUCACAUCAAGAAUGUAGCACCCGAAGAUCUUGCUGCAUACUUUGACGCUCCCGGAAUAAAGAAGUUUGCGUUUUAUCGCCAUCCUGGCUCUGCUGUCAUCUUGAUCUGGACACGUUUCCCUGCUACAGCAUCAACGAAGAACGCACGUGUUCAGCACCGUGUGAGGAGGGAUUUGACUUGGUAUGCUGAGAAAGCGGACAUCAAGAAUGUGGCUACGCUUGAAGUGCAGUCGCAGAAGGAUGUUACUGUUGGACGCCUGAAGGAAGCGGCUGACUCGUUAACGGCUAGCAAGGAGUGA
Molecule: messenger RNA, 522 nt
Organism: Fusarium mangiferae
Lineage: Eukaryota; Fungi; Ascomycota; Sordariomycetes; Hypocreales; Nectriaceae
Exons: 2
Coding region: 1-522 (173 amino acids)
Source: RefSeq, a predicted model, not a curated record